Messenger RNA from Cololabis saira (Pacific saury), 5382 nucleotides. It is a transcript of the gene vash2, whose product is annotated as vasohibin 2. The transcript is spliced from 9 exons. The record is from RefSeq and is a predicted model, not a curated record. Lineage: Eukaryota; Metazoa; Chordata; Actinopteri; Beloniformes; Belonidae. Bases 179 to 1291 code for a protein of 370 amino acids. Gene Ontology annotation, biological process: regulation of angiogenesis. Gene Ontology annotation, cellular component: cytoplasm.
GUCUAACCUCGUCUAACCGAGUAUUUUCCAGUGAGAUGUCUUCCAAACCGGAGACUCAGACGUAUAGCUGAUAUUUGAACCUCGUUGACUAACACGUUCCAGCAGAUCAACAUGUUCUGCAGCCUAAUGUAGCUGGAGGAGGGUUUCCCCGGCCCGAUUAUCCCCCCCAUCCCGACCGAUGACCGGGCCCUGCUCCUCCGGCCGGGCCGGCACCCCCCCGGCCAAGCUGAGCAGACACGGCCGCUCCAAGAGCUCCAGCGCCGCCUGCCUGCUGCGCUGCGCCGGCCGGGAGGAGGCCCGGGCGGCCGCCCCGCGCCGGGGCUCCCGCUCCCCGGAGGAGGACGAGGACAAGGACGGGGGGCUGCUGUUCUUCGUUAACCGGAGCGGGUUCCCCAUAGAGAGCGGGACCUGGGACAGGAUGUGGGCGCAUGUGGCCGCUGUGCACCCCGAGGGCCAGGAGAUGGUGGACAGGAUACGGAAUGCGGCAUAUCUGCCCAAACAUCCUGUUCCUGCAGUCCCCGUCUACAAACCAUCCAUGUCGGUCCCUGACUGGGUGGUGGUUGUUCAGAACUACAUGAAGGCUCUGCAAUACAACCACACUGGAACCCAAUUCUUUGAAAUCAAGAAGAAUCGUCCACUUUGUGGGUUAAUGGAGAUGGCCAGAGAGAUGAUAAGAGAAUCUUUACCAAUCAAAUGCCUCGAAGCUGUCAUCUUAGGAAUCUACCUGACCAAUGGGCUGACAUCUCUCGAGCGUUUCCCUGUCAGUUUUAAGACACAGUUUUCAGGCCACUGCUUUCACCAUGUGGUGCUGGGAAUCUACUGCAACGGCCGAUAUGGAUCCCUGGGCAUGAGCCGUCGCCAGGACCUGAUGGACAAACCACUGACUCACCGCACGCUGGGAGAACUGGUGGCUGAGUUUGAGAGUUCUUACAAGAGAUACCAGCAUACUUUAAAGAAAGUGAAGAUUGGCUUGUAUGUGCCUCACGACCCCCAUGUCUUCCAGCCAAUCGAGUGGAAGUAUUUAGUGUUGAACACAACUCGACUAGGAUCUCAGGAGAUGAUGAAGGAACUGGAGAAACACGGCCGGGAUAUGAGGAUGAAGAUCCUAAAAACAUCCAGUGCCCAGUCGCCUAUCAAGGAACGCAGCCGGGGGAAGUCCUUAUCACCACGGCGACACCAUGGCAGCUCCCAGCAGCGGUUCACUCACUGCAGAGACAAAUCGCCGGCGGCGGUGGACAGGAAACCUGCAGAGCUCAGCACUCUCGGUGACGGCUACCAGAUCCGCGUGUGACUCCGUCCCUCACCUCCCGGUCUCGGUGAUGGCUACCAGGUCUCGGUGAUGGCUACCAGAUUCUCCGUCCCUCACCUCCAGGUCUUCUGAAGCCACACAGAGAACUCAGCAAGCCCCUCCAAGGGUUCUGGUCCGCCACCAGCAUUUACGUCAGCUGAGUUUCUGCAUCUGCAGCAUCACAGCUGGAACUGUCACCCAUGAGGUGAAAGGCAAACAUCCAAAUAUAUUACACAAGGAUAAACUUAACAUUUUAGUUUACACACCACAUGGAAGGUGACUCAAGUUUACUCGUUUUGGUAGCAGUUCAUUCAUCUACCUAUUUUUGAAUUUUACACAAACACCUCUUAGUUUUGUAUCUGAAGUGCUUUUGUCAGAAACAUUGCAGCAUUUAUUUCAGUGGAGACAAUUUGUCCUGUCAGAAAAGUCCCAACAAAAACAUGCUAGGUUUUCAAUUUGUGGAAUCUUUUUAAACGUUACCAUGUACCACAUCUGUUGCACAGUGUUUUUAUUCCACCCUCCAUCUUUUGUCAGCGAUAUAAGUGGUGAGGAUUUCAAAUAUUUUGAAGAUUUGGUUGUCAGUUUUCCAAUGUGGCGGUGCACAAGAUUAACGCCAAGCAAAGCUCAUCAGCGUAGAAGUCAUUACAACUACAGCUGGAUUUUUAAGCCCUGACAGCUGACAGUGAUAUAAGUCACAUAUUACUCCAACUUUAUACUCAAUAUUACCUUAUCUAUAUCACUGGAGAGCAUGUUUGAUAAAAUAUGCAGAGAAAUAAAUGAUGCAGUCAUUAGACAUAAAAACAGGAUGUAAAAAAGCAAGAGGAUGAGGAAAGAAGUGAGACGUUGUACAAAGAGAGAACAAAAUGAGAAUUGUGGCUAUAUCCCUGAUCCCCCCACACUCAUUCACCCGUAUAUCCCGUCUUGUUCUUUUCCUUGGACUGAUUUUACCAUUUAACUGGACUGUUUGCUGGUUUGGAGCAUUCAGUUCCACUUAAGAAACGACUUCAGCAAGGAUAUUGGAUCAUCUGUCUGGGAAUCUGGGAAGACUUAUAAGGCCUUUUCCACGCAAUUUGAAGUCAAUUAUUCUACAGUAGGAGUGAAAAGGUCUACAUGGCAAACUCCCCACUCUUCAGUUGGGUAAAUGUUAAACCACAGGACAAAUGACACCAAAGAGGAGGUUAUUGUCAUAAUAAGAAGCACAAUAUUUUUGGCAAAAAGCAUCAGUACAAACCCCUCAUACUAACUGAGUGGAUGUGUGAUGAUACUUCUGGCACUGUUUAUUUGAAUAUCUGUUUAUCAGAUUUAUCAAUACCAGUGGGAGUUUAGUUGACAUGUGUGAACAGCUGAGCGUACCAAAGCUCAACAAGCUCUCAGACUCCAAACCCCUGACGAGCGAAGGGGGGGAUGUAAUCGUCACUGAGCAGGAGCAAGACAGGCAGUCUCCUCAUAUACAGAAAUACAAUAAUACACACAACUUACUGCAUGUUUGAAGUUUUUCAAUGCAAUUUAGUUUAUUUGUGUCUUAGAAAUUCAUGACAAAAGGGCUCUCUGGUCACUUUACACACAAAUUAAACAAGUUAAAUGCAAGUCCAUUCGAAUAAGGUUCGAUGUAAAAAUGAAUGCAGUUAUAUUCAGAUAAGUAUAUUCAUUAUAAUACUUUUGAAUAAAAAUUCAUUACAAUUAAUUAAAAUCAUAUCCAUAUAAUGGCAAUUCUUAAAAAGCAGCUGAGUUGCAUCAAAUCUUUGCUUUGAUUCAGUGUCCUGUUCUGACCGAUACAUGCUGCUCUGUGACGGUGGACCAGAAAAAUACAUCCUUCUAGCAGGAAGAGACUCCAGCAGUGGGACAGGCAGGGUGGGCCUGCUGAGAUGGGUGGGUGCUGGCUGGGUGCUGGCUGGGGACAGAGGUGCCACAUACACAAAAACCCCAAGGAGAAAGAGACAGAGAAAUACAACAUUGAUGAUGACGAUAAUGAUAAGGAGAGUGAAGAGAGCAAAGGUUCGUAGUGUUCAUGUCCUGUCUUAAGCUUGGAAAUAAAAACUCUAUGCACAUUUUGAUUGAAAUUUUAAAUUCAAUUAAGAUUAAAAAAAAAAAAGUGUUAAACCCCAGACUGGACAGGGCUGGAGCUAGAAGAAGAAAUUAAAUUUACCGUAUUGGCCCGAAUAUAAGACGGUGUUUUUUGCAUUGAAAUAAGACUGAAAAAGUGGGGGUCGUCUUACAUUCGGGGUCUAGACGUUACACCCAUUCACAACGCUAGAUGGCGCCAGAUAUCUUUAAAGCGGAUGCUGAACUUAACUCCCCAGGCCAAAGGAACACCUGGCACCAAGAAGAAAAAUAAAAACAGCGCUAAAAAAGAAAAGAGAAGAAAAUAAAAGAAGAUAUAACAGAAAAUGGAGAAACGUUGCGACAAUCUGGAGAAAAGCUGGUUGAAGAUCGGCCAGUUAUGAUGCAAACUUCAAGAUGAUGAUUUGAAUGAGGCAAAUAACAGGCUUUUUCUCUCGAAUAUAUUGUUAUAAUCAUUUGUUUCAGAUGUACUGUAAUUAAUUUCUGUAUAAAAAUUGAAUUUGGUGUUCAAAAAGACUUUUCUAACUUGAGUCUUGAAAAAGAGGGGGUCGUCUUAUAAUCAGGGUCGUCUUAUAUUCGGGCCAUUACGGUAGUUAGUAAUCAUUAUCUGGACACCCAAGUCUUUUAUGCUGCUUAAAAAAAAAUCACGUAAGACUGGAGGAAUGACAAUUGCCUGGUUUCAGGAUGUUUAAGAACAAGACAGCUGGCUUACAUAUACAUCACUUUAACUCUAUUGUUGCUGAUUUAUAUUUUUCAUCUGAAGGUAUAGAUGAAAACAUUUUAUUUCCUAAAUGAAUCAAAGCAAGAAAAUUGUCUUAUCUGUCAUAUCUGCUCAGUUUAAGUUAUUAUAUUCUGCAUUUCUGGCUUUGAGGAGUGUUCCCAUCCUCAUACGAUCAUGAAGCAUCUUAUCAUUAUUAUUAUUAUUAUUAUUAUUAUUAGAUCAAAUUAUUUGAGUACUGAUCCCAUACCAAUGUUGUUUUUUAUUUUUAAAGAAAAAAAGUUUUUUUAAAUGAACAUCAAAUAUUGAAUAUCUAUUUAAUAAAGAAAACCCAGGUAUUAACCUCAAAGUACAGCCACAAAUAUGUGAAAAAAGAAGGCAUAUAAAUGUAGAUGUUUGAACACAUUAGGGAUCAAAAGUUAAACCAUAAAGCUGAUCACCUGCUCUCCUUUAGCUCACACCAAAUGUUCAGUCAGUGUUUCACUGUUUAGAGAAGGAAGCUUCAGGAAUAGAAAGAAACUGCAUUGUGGCUCCAGAUGUUCAAUUACACAGUAAUAUAUAUAUAGUAAUACAUCCUACAGUUUUCUCUGGAUUUCUGACUUUCUUUUGGGAAUUUCUCUAAUUUCUGGAAAGUCAACUCCAGGUAACGCUAGUGCAUUUCAUCACUCUUUCCCUCUGGCUCUUUCAUGUGAUGUCUCCUUAAAUGCUUGUAAGGUUGCUUGCAUUGUUUUCAUCAAAACUGCAGCUUUGCAUAAAAUAACAGCAUUUUGCCAGUGUAAAGCUAAUGGUAGUUAUCCCACUCUACCCAUCAACUUGUGCAUCACUGCUUCUCCACCUGGCAACUCAAGACAGGAAGCUGCAAGGUAUUAAACUCGCCUUGCCUAAUGGUGCACAACUUCCUGUGUUGGCUUUUAGAGCAAUAAAGAAAAUUGGACUUCUAUACGUAAAAAAAAAGAUGGUGAAUUGAAGUAAAUACUAAAUUUUAAGCAAGUAUUUCUGAUUCUGGUAGUGGAGCAGCACUACAUUUUUUUUAAUGUUUGGACCAACACAGACUGGAGACAGAGAUUUAACUGUCUGAUCUGUCACACUUUGUGAGCAAACUUACCAAUGUUGUGGAGUUUGGUUGUGUUGUGUGCUGAUGCUUGAUAUUUGUCAACACACAGAAAAGCACAAAGCUACUUUUUUAUACAGUUGUGAAUCUGUUUCACACUUAUUUGCUAUCGUCAAAACAAUCAUGCAUUUUCUGACUAAAGAUGCAGCAAAUCAUGUAUAUCCAUCCAUCCAAUAACUUCUGCUUAUCUGAGCUUGGGUGGCG